This is a messenger RNA of Mycotypha africana, 708 nucleotides long. RefSeq lists its product as uncharacterized. Gene Ontology annotation, cellular component: nuclear chromosome. NCBI's taxonomy places the organism in Eukaryota, Fungi, Mucoromycota, Mucoromycetes, Mucorales, Mycotyphaceae. The record is from RefSeq and is a predicted model, not a curated record. Gene Ontology annotation, biological process: meiotic cell cycle; positive regulation of transcription by RNA polymerase II. Gene Ontology annotation, molecular function: DNA-binding transcription factor activity; DNA binding. The transcript has 4 exons. The annotation marks the transcript as partial.
GUCCAUUUGACUUGUAAGAUGGAUAAAGGGUUUUUCAUUGAUGAUGCAGAACAAUGGACCUGCUACCGUCGCAAUUAUUUCCAAAUAACAGCUAGUUGUAGUAUAGAAGGGCAUACAGACGGUAUACUUUAUGGACUGCAACUAAGCGAAGAUAAACCGCUGCUACCUGUUCAACAGUUUUACUUGCGACUAGAAAGCUCUUCUGUUUUUUUGGAAACUCAUAAUAUGAUCAAACCUGUUGCUUUAACACAAAUGACAGCUAAACGUGACAAGGGACCACAACGAGAGCCGCCUCUAUUGGCCAUCAUUCCUAUUGAUGUAAAGGAACAAAAUAAGGUGUGUACUUUUGACCGUCUUCAAUUCAAAACAGCUACAGCAAAUAAUGGAAAACGUAAAGCGACGCAACAAUAUUUCCGAUUACGAGUAGAGCUUCUUGUAGAGUUAUCCGACGGGUCGCGACAUGUCGUUUCCGAAUGUUAUUCACUACCAGUUAUUGUUAGAGGAAGAAGCCCAGGCCAUUACAGUGCUGAAGACAAACAGAAACAACAGCAACAGCAGCAGCAACAGCCUAUACGCUUUCCAUAUUCUCCUCAGCCACAUCACUCACAGCAGAUGAUGUCCCCGUCGCAUUCUCAACAUGCUAUGGCUGCGUUCAGUAACUUUCAUGGUCGAUCCCAAAGCGCCAAUGAUUGCGAUGCCUAUCAUCGG